GCGGGAGUGCGCAGCAGCCUCUGCUCUGAGAGAGAAGUGACUGCUGCGAUGAGCAGCAAGAGACGGCGGUUCCAGCUUCUGUAGCCCAAGAUAACGACCUCCACUUUCCAGGCAGACUCCUAAUACCAAUGUGGACAUGACGCCGCUUUUGGACUGAGAGUUGCUGGAAGAAAGGCUGUGCUGGAGGGACGGAAAUCGGACGGUGAAUUAAGCUAGUUGACGACGAGGGGCUCGCCGCUGUCGGCGGGGGCUUCGGUGCAGGUUCCAGGAUGGAGCAGUGACUCGUACUGUUCACUUUGUCUGACCGAAAGUGACCAUGAAGGACACCGUAGAGUCCAAGGACCACCAACUCACUGUCGCAUUGAGGAUUCGGCCUCUCAGUGAUGUGGAGCAGGAGGAGGGGGCGACCAUCGUGGCUCACAGAGUAGAUGAGCAGAUGGUGGUUCUGAUGGACCCGAUGGAGGAUCCAGAUGACAUUCUUCGUGCCCACCGCUCUAGAGAGAAGACUUACAUGUUCGAUGUGGCGUUUGACUUCUCAGCCACUCAAGAGGAAGUUUACAGAGCAACAACCAAAGGUCUGAUCGAAGGGCUCAUAUCAGGCUAUAAUGCCACUGUCUUUGCCUAUGGACCUACAGGUUGUGGGAAAACAUACACCAUGUUGGGGACUGACAAGGAGCCUGGCAUCUAUGUUCGUACACUGAACGACUUGUUUCGUGCCAUCGAGGAGACCAGUGACGACAUGCAGUACAGCGUCUCAAUGUCUUAUUUGGAGAUCUAUAAUGAGAUGAUCCGCGACCUACUGAACCCAGCAACAGGUUUUCUGGACCUGAGAGAAGAUUCCAAAGGAGUCAUUCAGGUAGCAGGAAUAACUGAGGUGUCCACCAUCAAUGCACAAGAGAUCAUGGAGUUGCUGAUGAAAGGAAACAAGCAGCGCACGCAGGAGCCAACAGCUGCCAACCGGACAUCGUCACGCUCCCACGCUGUCCUGCAAGUGGCAGUCAGGCAGCGGAGUCGUUGUAGGGAUGUCCUGCAAGAAGUUCGCUUUGCCCGUCUGUUCAUGAUUGAUCUUGCUGGUUCUGAAAGAGCUGCACAGACUCAGAACCGAGGACAGAGGUUGAAGGAAGGCGCUCACAUCAAUCGUUCCCUACUCGCGCUGGGCAACUGCAUCAAUGCUCUGAGCGACAAAAACGGGAACAAGUACGUCAACUACAGAGACAGCAAGCUAACUCGUCUCCUGAAGGACUCCCUGGGAGGAAACAGUCGGACAGUUAUGAUCGCACACAUCAGUCCAGCAUCUGUGGCUUUUGAGGAAUCACGAAACACACUGACUUAUGCUGACCGUGCCAAAAGUAUUAGAACCCGGGUCAAAAAGAACUUGAUCAAUGUUUCCUACCACAUCGCCCAGUACACCAACAUUAUUUCUGACCUGCGCUGUGAGAUUCAGCGGCUGAAGAGCAAAAUCGCAGAUCAAGCAAGCCGUCAGAUCAGCUCUGACCAUGCUGAUAUCCGCCAUGUGCAGGCUGAGGUCCAGGCUCAUUCCAGCCAAAAGAGUCGGGCAGAGAUGGACCAGCUGAGGGAGCAACUGUUGGAUGCCUUCAGUCAGCAAAUGGAGAUCAGAAGAAGCUUGAUGGAGCUGGACAGCAGUAACAUGGAGAUCCAGAUGGAUACAUCCAAAAACCUGCUGACCAUCGCAGACUGGGAGCAGGAGCGAUGUCGGCGCAGGAGGAAGUGGCGAGCUGAGCGGAGGAAAGAAAGUGCGAACAAGGAUGACAGCGAGAAGGACUCGGAUUCUCCAGAGUCGCCGCCAGACAGCAGUGAGACACGAGAAGUGUCGCUGGCCCGAGAGAACCUGUUGUUGCUGACGACUGAGCAGAAGAAGAUUCACAAACAAAAGUGCAUACUGGAGCGACGGUUCCUGGAGCUUCGAGAACGGGCACAGCGUCUGGAGGAGCUGCUGCCUCGAAGGGUCAGCUCAGAGGAGCAGCGAGAGGUGCUGGGUCUACUCUGUAAAGUGCACGAGCUGGAGAUCGAGAAUGCGGAGAUGCAGUCCAGCGCCUUGCUCAAGGACAACGUCAUCCGACAGAAGAACUUCGUGGUUCAACGAUUUGAACAGCACAGAAACCUUUGUGAUGAAAUCAUUCAGCAGCAGCGGCAGUUCAUAGACAAUCACAGUCUGCUCGUGCCCUCGCACCUUCAGGAACUGUACGACAUUUACACUCGAGAACUGGAUGAGAGGAAACUGGAUCGAGCACUUGCCCUGGAGAAGGUGACCAUCAGGCACAACCUCAAGGAGUCGUCGCUUCCCAAAAUCACACUACCGGGUCAGAGUCGGGACGUCAUGCAGGAUGUGGACUCGGAUCAGGAGAGCGUUCGUCUUGUGGAGAACCAUCACACCAGAUUCCGCCGGCACACUCUUCCUCCAAUCCUGCCAGAGUCUGAUCUUGACAGCAACAAAAUGUUCAAGUGCAGCAACAUUUACGCCCGACAGCUGAAGAACUCAGGUUUGACCACUUCGCCUCCGGUUCACAUUGGGAGCCGAAACAUCCGAGAGCAGAUGCUGCCACUCACCACCGAAAAGUCUUUGAGCUUCAGUCUGAUGAGUCACAGUGUCAGCAGCCAACUGGACUCUUCACCUGAGAGCAGUGAGGCUGGUGUGGAGGCUCCCAUGUCACUAAAUGAGCGUCAACAAAUCCAAAAAGGUGUGCAGAACAUUGUGGUGAAAGCGGCUCGUCGGCGCUCAAAGGCUGUGGAAGUGGAUUCCUUGCGGCUGCCGCCCCCAUCUCCACUGGAUCCCUACAAACAGAAGAGCAGCCUUUCUUUAAGUGACGCGCCCCCUAGAGGUGGCCAAGCCACACGAGGCAGGCCGCAGGUACCUGAACUGAGGCACGCGACGUCAGACGACAACCUGUCUAGCAGCACUGGCGAGGGGCCAAACCCACAGAGUACCUGGACACGCCCACACCAACGCCAUGUGACCAACAAGCUCCCACACGAGGGGGACUUCGAAGCUCGACGCAAGAAGAGACGUUCACGAUCAUUUGAGGUCACAGGUCAAGCACUUCCACAGACCAAGACCAUGAAAGCGCAACGGUUCCGCCCUCUCGAUAGCACUUCUGACCCCCACCUACACAUCAAUGGCCUCCCCCAGGCACCCGUGCUCCGGCCUCAGAACCGAGGAGUCCAGCCUCUUGCCAAAGUCCGACUUCCUCCCAGCAACCAGCGGACAGGUUCUGACUCUCCCAACUCUCAUGUCACUAACCUGAAGAAGGCGCAACAAUUCCGGCAGCCGCAGCCACUCCUCUACAUCACCACAAUGGGAAGCCAACGAACCCGCCGACACUAACACGGUCAACUCACGACCCUGCUCUACGCUGAGUGUGGGUGUCUGAGUGCCUCUUAUGGGUCUUGACACAGCAAUGCUUUUGUGACAGUAGUAUUGUAAACAGAUCAGAAUGAAAGAGACUUGCCUUUACCAAGCUUCGAAUAUAUCUCUUGUUUGCAUGACCCUCACCAGCAACCCAUCUUGGCUCCACUAUUCUGAAAGUAAACCUAGUUAUUAUAGUCUGACUACUGUCUUAGUUCACUGAAGAGUACCUGUUCUUUGUGGCGGGUAAACACUUCUUCUCAGCCGUGCACGGAUCUGUGUUUAAAGAAUGUCGCUUUUGUGCGGUGAGGAGCACUGACCUCAAAAGACUUGUUUGUGAACUGAAGAUGUACUUAUUUUUACUCAUACACUCUUUUUGUUUAGGGAGUUUUAAUACUUUCUACUUCUGAUUUUUGUAAAGUUUUGUAUUUUCAA
Molecule: messenger RNA, 3799 nt
Organism: Synchiropus splendidus (mandarinfish)
Lineage: Eukaryota; Metazoa; Chordata; Actinopteri; Syngnathiformes; Callionymidae
Gene: kif19
Product: kinesin family member 19
Exons: 20
Coding region: 317-3343 (1008 amino acids)
Biological process (GO): microtubule-based movement
Molecular function (GO): microtubule motor activity; microtubule binding; ATP binding
Source: RefSeq, a predicted model, not a curated record